GAAAAGCUAACAAUACUUUACCUUCUUAUAUCAAAAUAGGGGAUACGAUUUGUUUAAAUUGUUACAAUGGAAUUGUAACAAAAAGUUCCAUUAAAUUUCAACAACAUGUUCAAGCUACAGAGCGAUCUGAAGUUGAAAGUGGACCAUCUGAAGCUAUUGGGACUGUUGUAAUUGGAAAUGAAAGAUCUGGUGUUAGUGAGACUGAAAGUAUUAACUGUAUGCAGCAAUCAGAAAUUGACGAGGCUGAUGAAAAUACCGAUCAUUUAGAUCCCAUAGUUAUAAAAGAGAUAUUGGUUAAAUCUCUUAUAAGAAUGAAAAAGUCUUAA
This is a messenger RNA of Scutellospora calospora, 326 nucleotides long. The record is from the annotation of a GenBank genome assembly. Lineage: Eukaryota; Fungi; Glomeromycota; Glomeromycetes; Diversisporales; Gigasporaceae.